Messenger RNA from Microdochium trichocladiopsis, 1131 nucleotides. RefSeq names its product NADPH dehydrogenase. Gene Ontology annotation, molecular function: oxidoreductase activity; FMN binding. The record is from RefSeq and is a predicted model, not a curated record. Bases 1 to 1131 code for a protein of 376 amino acids. The transcript is spliced from 4 exons. NCBI's taxonomy places the organism in Eukaryota, Fungi, Ascomycota, Sordariomycetes, Xylariales, Microdochiaceae.
AUGGCUGAGGGCUACAUGACGAAGGACCUUCUUCCCAACGAAGACUACAAUCGAAACUAUGCCAGAUGGUCAGAGGGCGGCUGGGGUAUGCUCAUAACAGGAAAUGUCAUGGUUGACCCCAAGCGAAUCAGCGGGCCCGGUGCCUUCGUCGUUAACACUGCCGUCGAUAGAAAGAUACAACUUGACAAGUACAGCGCAUUCGCCAGAGCGGCCAAACAAAAUGGAACCAAGGUUCUUGUCCAGCUCUGCCAUCCCGGUCGCCAAGCGCUGGCCGGCUCCGGGACUAAAGGCUUGUGCGAAAAGUCCAUCGCCCCUAGCCCCAUCCCAUUGCGCCUAGGCGAUGGCAUCGUUAACAAGAUCCUGGCUUCAAUGGCCUUCGGCACUCCGAGGGAGAUGACGACUGCCGAUAUCAGCCGUGUGGUCGAACACUUCGCUGAUGCGGCCAAGCUCAUGGCUGAGGCCGACCUUGACGGAAUUGAGCUCCACGGCGCACACGGAUACCUGUUGUCGCAGUUCCUGUCUGCUGAGUCGAACAUGCGCACUGAUGAAUACGGUGGAUCCGCGUUGAAGAGAGCCGCUAUGCCUGUCGAGGUUAUCAAAGCGGUGCGGGCUGCGGUGCCGAGUGCAUUCAUUAUCGGCUUCAAACUUGACUCGGUCGACUAUCAGACGACGGACGAACUAGCGGACUGCAUCGAGCAGUUUAGGGCCAUUGCUGAGGCCGGAGUCGACUUUAUCGAGAUCAGCGGUGGUACCUACGGAGAUCCCGUCAUGGUUGACGGUCCGCCGAAAUCUUCUCGCACCAAGGCCCGUGAGGCCUACUUCUUACACUUUGCCGAAACCUUCCGAUUAUCCUUCCCCAACGUGCCGCUUAUGGUGACCGGAGGUUUCCACAGCAGGAAAGGAAUGGAGGAGGCAGUCACGGGGGGCGGCACUGACCUAAUCGGGGUCGGGCGCGCGGCUGUAAUGGAGCCGUCGCUCCCAUCGGAAAUCAUGCUCAAUCCGAAUUUGCCGACAUCGGAUGCCAUUGUCAAGGUCGAACGAUAUAUCUCACCAUGGUAUCUUAACAUUGGGGUCAAAGCUAUUGGUGUAGGCUAUGAGAAUGCCAUGUAUGCCAACAAGAUGAGUAGCUAA